AUGGCCGACAAGAAAGAAUCCGCCGUCUACACACAUGGCCAUCACGCCUCUGUUCUACGGUCUCAUACCUGGAGAACGGCAUUGAAUUCCGCAGCCUAUAUUCUUCCACAUCUCAAGCCAGACAUGAAAGUGUUAGAUAUAGGCUGUGGUCCAGGUACCAUUACCGUCGACCUGGCGAGCUACGUUCCUCGGGGUUAUAUCACAGGGCUAGAGAGUGCUGAAGGAGUACUCACCCAGGCUCGAGCUCUAGCUGAGGAAAAGGGCGUCAAGAAUAUUGAUUUUGUCGUAGGAGAUGCGAAUGGACUUGCCUACGAAGACCAAAGCUUUGACGUUGUCAUUUGCCAUCAAGUGCUACAGCAUGUCCGCGACCCCAUCGGUAUUUUAAAAGAAAUGUAUCGAGUGGCGAAAGUGGGUGGCUUUGUGGCUGCACGAGAAUCUGACUAUGGUGGAUUUGUUUGGCACCCUAGCAUCGAUGGACUGUCAGAAUGGAGCAAUCUAUACGAUAGAGUUACGAGAAACAACGGCGGUGAGCCCAAUGCCGGUCGCAUGCUUCAUUCUUGGGCGCGACAGGCUGGCCUCGCCGACGUCAAAUGUAGUUCAAGUACAUGGUGCUACAAUACAAAGCAAGAGAUAGCCUGGUGGAGUGAUUUGUGGGCGGAAAGGAUUGUCGCCUCUUCGUUUGCAACAACAGCUAUUGGUGCUAAGAUUGCCACCAAAGAUGGCCUCAAGCACUUGGCUACGGUCUGGCGGAAAUGGGGCGAUGAGGAAGAUGCUUGGUUUAAUGUCCUUCACGGGGAGAUCAUAGCGUAUAAGCAUUAG
Messenger RNA from Talaromyces marneffei, 819 nucleotides. RefSeq lists its product as uncharacterized. Gene Ontology annotation, biological process: sterol biosynthetic process. The transcript has a single exon. The coding region runs from base 1 to 819 and encodes 272 amino acids. The record is from RefSeq and is a predicted model, not a curated record. Gene Ontology annotation, cellular component: endoplasmic reticulum. Gene Ontology annotation, molecular function: sterol 24-C-methyltransferase activity. Lineage: Eukaryota; Fungi; Ascomycota; Eurotiomycetes; Eurotiales; Trichocomaceae.